Eubalaena glacialis (North Atlantic right whale) is the source of this 717-nucleotide messenger RNA. Its product is annotated as immunoglobulin lambda-1 light chain-like. Gene Ontology annotation, cellular component: MHC class II protein complex. Bases 1 to 717 code for a protein of 238 amino acids. The transcript is spliced from 5 exons. The record is from RefSeq and is a predicted model, not a curated record. Gene Ontology annotation, molecular function: MHC class II protein complex binding. Lineage: Eukaryota; Metazoa; Chordata; Mammalia; Artiodactyla; Balaenidae. Gene Ontology annotation, biological process: peptide antigen assembly with MHC class II protein complex; antigen processing and presentation of exogenous peptide antigen via MHC class II; positive regulation of T cell activation.
AUGGCCUGGGCCCCCCUCCUCCUCGGCCUCCUGGCUCACUGCACAGGCGCUGUGUCCUCCUAUGAAUUGACUCAGUCACCCUCAGUGUCAGUGUCCCUGGGACAGACGGCCAGGAUCACAUGUGGGGGGAACAACAUUGGAAGUAAAAGUGCUUACUGGUGCCAGCAGAAGCUGGGCCAGGCCCCUGUGCUGGUCAUCUAUCAUGAUGACGAGAGGCCCUCUGGCAUCCCUGACCAGUUCUCAGGAUCCAACUCAGGGAACACAGCCAGCCUGACCAUCAGCGGGGCCCAGGCCAAGGACAAGGGCGACUAUUACUGUGCAGUAGCUGAUGGCAGUCUCCGGCUGGUACUGUCACCGUGGUACACCUUUGGCGGCGGGACCCAGCUCACCGUCCUAGGUCAGCCCAAGUCCGCGCCCUCGGUCACUCUGUUCGCGCCCUCCACUGAGGAGCUCAGCGCCAACAAGGCCACCCUGGUGUGUCUCAUCAAUGACUUCUACCCGGGCAGCGUGAACGUGGUCUGGAAGUCAGGCAGCACCACCAUCACCAAGGGCGUGGAGACCAGCCAACCCUCGAAACAGAGCAACAGCAAGUACGCGGCCAGCAGCUACCUGGCCCUGACGGCCAGCGAGUGGAAAUCUUACGACAGCGUCAGCUGCCAGGUCACGCACGAGGGGAGCACCGUGGAGAAGACAGUGUCGCACUCCGAGUGCCCUUAG